AUGAACAGCAGCACGGGCACUGUCGACUUCAAAGUCGGUGACGAGACGUACCAAACCUGGUACAACAUUGUUGGUGACCUGAAGUCGGGCAAACGACCACUUGUUACGCUUCAUGGAGGUCCUGGAAUGUCCCACAUCUACAUGAUAUCGCAUACAGAGAUUUAUACUCUCUAUGGCAUCCCAGUCAUCUUCUAUGACCAACUCGGCAUCGGAAAAUCCACUCAUCUUCGUGACAAACCUUCUGAAUUCUGGACUCCAGAAUUAUUCAUGGAUGAACUCGACAAUCUUCUCGUACAGCUCGGUAUCGAAAGUGACUUUGACCUUCUGGGCCACUCAUGGGGAGGGAUGCUGGCUUCUGACUAUGUCGCCCAGCGUCAACCUCCUGGACUUCAUCGUCUAGUCAUAUCCAGCUCGCCGCCCUCAGAGCAAUUAUGGAAAGAGAGUAUGCGGGGAUAUUUGGAGGCUUUCCCACCAGAGUUCAAGGAGAUGGUGUUGAAACAUGAGAGGGAGGGCAACCUCUCAUCACCCGAGUACCAAGCAGCCAUACAAGUUUUUUUGAACAAGCACACAUGCCAGACGAUACCCUGGCCCGAAGAGCUAGUUGCUUCGUUCGCUUCUGCCGAAGAGGAUCCCACUGUGUCGAAUGCCAUGUCGGGACCCGAACAGUUUCACUCGACUGGUUCAUUGAGAACUUGGUCUGUAAUCGACCGUCUCCAUCGCAUUUCAUGCCCUACUCUCGUCACGAACGGGCCCGAAGAGGGAGCUCAGGACUAUGUAGUGGCUCCGUUCAUCGAGAAAAUCCCCAAAGUUAAGUGGGUCAGGUUUGCCAAGAGUCAUAUUGCCUUCUUCGAGGAUAGGGAGUAUUACUUCAAGGCUAUCGGGGAUUUUUUGAGGGUAGACUGA
Molecule: messenger RNA, 903 nt
Organism: Suillus paluster
Lineage: Eukaryota; Fungi; Basidiomycota; Agaricomycetes; Boletales; Suillaceae
Product: proline-specific peptidase
Exons: 2
Coding region: 1-903 (300 amino acids)
Biological process (GO): proteolysis
Molecular function (GO): peptidase activity
Source: RefSeq, a predicted model, not a curated record